AUGCAGCUUCUCAACUUGCUCGUUUUGGCCCUGGCAUCGUCGGUCUCUGCCACUGAUGAUGCUCAAGACGCGGCCGUCAAUACUGGCGUUUUCGUCUACGAGCACAUCCAAUUCCGCGGCAUCGAGUACCAAAUCCCUGCUUUGGGACGCUGCGUGCCACUUCCACCAAACCUUGCAACCACAAAGCGGCCACGAGGCAUCUUCCAUCCGAUUCAGAACGUCGAGCAAAGCAGCGUUGCUGACGACUAUAUGCAUAGCAACUCCAUCUGCAUGAUCCCAGCACUCAUUACUGGCCUGCGACAGUCCGUUCCCAAUCUCCACGAUCUCAGACUUGGUGAUCGAGUGGCAGCCAUGCGCUGCCUUACCAUUCCCAACACCGAUUUGUAG
Messenger RNA from Cordyceps militaris CM01, 387 nucleotides. RefSeq lists its product as uncharacterized. Lineage: Eukaryota; Fungi; Ascomycota; Sordariomycetes; Hypocreales; Cordycipitaceae. The record is from RefSeq and is a predicted model, not a curated record. The transcript has 4 exons. The coding region runs from base 1 to 387 and encodes 128 amino acids.